AUGCCGGUGCCCUCGAGACCACCACGGCGGCCAGAGCCCCCGGGCCGGGCCGCCAUGCUGACGGGCGGGGACCGCCUUGUGCGCGCAUUGCAGACCUCGCUGGUAACAGUGCGUUUCCGUACAGACCCGCGCUUCUGCACAGAGGCACUUGAAAGUGGUUCUGCCGAGGGUGUGGGCUUGCUGGUGGAUGCCAAGAGGGGUAUCGUCCUCACAGAUCGACACAGUGCGCCUCAGUCCUUGGGUGCCAUUGAGGUGACGCUGGCUGGUUGUGCAACUGUUGAUGCCGAGGUUUUCUUUAUCCAUCCGCAGCACAACAUUGCAUUGCUUCGAUGCGACCCCAUUGCUGUUGAAAUGCUCAUCAAGGGGAAGCUGCCACUGAAAUCCGCGAGGUUUGCAAAGGGCAAGAAAGCGUGUUUACGGCCUGGUGAGAGCGUGCACUUUGUUGGCUUUGACAGCCAGGGAAACACCUUCAGCGAUCAGUGCAAGGUGUCUGCAGUGUAUUUGCCCAGCGGCAAGGAUGAGUUCCCGCCAUGGACCGUACCACGAUUUCGCGAACGCAAUCUCGAGAUUGUGGUGUUGACGGACACCCCUGAAGAUGCCCGGGGUGGAGUUCUUUGCGACUCCCGUGGAGAAGUGCGGGCAAUCUUCGCGUCGUUCGAUUUCCAGAGUGCGAGGAGGGAGGAGACGACGGAGAACUUCGGGAUUCCAGCCAACGUGUUUCUGCCUUUGCUUGAGGCCAUCAAGACAAGCCCCGACCAGCAACCGGAGGUCAGGUCCUUGGAUGUCGAGGUUUCUGCUGUCGACUUAGCGACGCUGGCCCGAGGAGCCUCUAAGCUGCCGAAACCCUGGGUAGAGGCAGUGCGGAAGCGUUGCGGGCAGCAGGGGCAAGUGGCCCGAGCCAUCUGUGCUUGCCGGGUACUCUCUACCGGCGUCUCACAUGGUUUGCUUCAGCCUGGCGAUGUGCUCCUGAGCAUCGCGGGCAGAACUAUCACUCAAGCACUAGAUGUUGAGGAAGCAUUGCGCCCAAAAAAGGAGAGGAAGCCAUCAAAGGGAAAGCGGAAGAGGCAGGAGGACAUUCCGAUCUGCUUUCUACGGGAUGGGAAGGAGGCUGUAGUGUCAGUGAGCCCCACCAUCUUGCGUUCAGAGGAUGACACAGACUUGGUGAUUUGGGCGGGAUUGGUGCUCCGAAGAACCCCCAGGUGCAUCCUCGAGCGAUGUGGUACAAGCGUUGCUCCAAGGGCCGGGGGAGUCUUCGUGCAGAGCGUGCUGGCCGGCUCUCCUGCUGAGUCCCGUGAGCUUCAUCCGCACUGCUUCCUCAUGGAAAUGGAUGGCCAGCCAAUAAGGGAGCUCAGUGAUGUGCUUCAUCGUGACCAGAUCGACAGGAAGCAGAACAGACAUGCUGGUUGGGUGCGGCUCCUCCUCCUCGACAUGAACGGCCAGGAGCAUGUCAAAGCCAUACAGCGCGAUACGCUCUUCUUUCCCACCUUCAUGCUUCACCGCAGUGCUGAGCGCUGGCAUUGCACGCAGAAGAGCUGA
Molecule: messenger RNA, 1536 nt
Organism: Symbiodinium pilosum
Lineage: Eukaryota; Dinophyceae; Suessiales; Symbiodiniaceae
Source: the annotation of a GenBank genome assembly